GAUGGCAUCACGAAUCACCGCCAUCCUGCUGUGCGCCACCGUAAUGCUGUCUCCGCCGACAUCUGCUCAAGAUAUCCAGCCCGGGCAGGCCAGGGCCAACAACGCUUUGGGCGUUGCCCUCUUCAAGGAGCUCUGUUCGAAUGCGGCUGACCGAAACGUCUUCUUUUCGCCAGCAAGCCUCAGCGUCGCCUUGGGAAUGCUUUACGCUGGUGCUGGCGGCAAGACCCUGCAGGAACUGUCUACCGUUCUGGGACUCGCGGACGCCGGACUCGUGGACAGGGAUGCCGUGCUUUCGGCCUACAAGUCGCUCCUCGAGACCAAGUCCGCGAACGCGACGCUGGACAUCGCCAACACGGUGCUCAUCCAGAAGGACUUCGAGGUUCUCGAACAGUACAAGAAAGACGUCGUCGAGUACUUCCAGGCGGAAGCGCGCUCGGUGGACUUCGUUCGCGACGCCCACAAAGUGGUGGCCGAAAUCAACGACUGGGUCAACAAGAAGACCAGAGACAAAAUUUCCAAGCUGCUCGACGAUGCCCCACCGAUGAACACCGUGGCGUUUCUCAUCAACGCCAUUUACUUCAAAGGCACGUGGGUGACCAAGUUCAAGGCACGCAGAACUAAGCCGCUCCCCUUCUACAACCACGGCCGACGCGAGGCGAAGGUAGCCACAAUGUCGGUACGUCAUCGGUUUGGUUAUGCCUCGGUGGACGAACUGGAUGCGAGGGCUUUGGAAGUGCCAUACGCGGGAGACCGGUUCAGCAUGGUCGUCGUGCUUCCCCGGAGCAGGACCGGGCUGUCGACGGUCGAGACCCGUCUCACGACGGACCUCGUGGAGAAGAUCACCAACAGUCUGACGGACACAGACGUCCAACUGUGGCUGCCCAAGUUCAAGUUGCAGACCGACUACGACCUAGUGACGCCGCUCCGCAAGCUGGGACUCGAAAGUGCCUUCGGAAAGGGCGCGGACCUUUCUGGUAUCAGUGCCAGAAACAAUUUGGAGGUGUCCGACGUUAAGCACAAGGCCUUGAUCGAAGUUAGCGAGCAAGGCACUGUGGCGGCUGCCGUCACGGCGAUUCGCGUCUCCGUGAAGAGCGGGAAGAGUGCAGGACCGCUGCCUCCAAUGUCUUUCCGCGUCGAACACCCAUUCGCGUUCUUCAUCUGGGACAAAGUUAGCAAGCAAGCGCUUUUCGUGGGAGCUAUUAGGAGUCUCGCGUGAUCUUUGCUGCAUUGUAAUUAUAUGUGCUAAAGCUGACAGUUCUUGUAUGGUGAUAACUGAUAUGUAUUGUAUUUCCGACAGUAUAAAAUUUACGACAAAACGGUGGCGCACACCGGGUUAAAAAUGAAAAUACGAAACACGAAAGAAAUGACAUAAGCGCUGAACUUCAUCUGAUCCUUAUUGACGACCACAUUUGUGCGCUGCCGCUUGCGGCGCAGAGACGGCUUG
Molecule: messenger RNA, 1444 nt
Organism: Rhipicephalus microplus (southern cattle tick)
Lineage: Eukaryota; Metazoa; Arthropoda; Arachnida; Ixodida; Ixodidae
Product: iripin-3
Molecular function (GO): serine-type endopeptidase inhibitor activity
Source: RefSeq, a predicted model, not a curated record